AUGGAUGCGCAUGAAAGACGUGGCCACCGGCGGCCGCUCAAUUGCCUCGUCGACUGUCGGAGGCGGCUUGACCCGCCACUCCCGGACGGGUACUACGGCAACGCCGUCGUCUGGCCGGCCACCGUCUCCGUCGCAACGGAUUUGCUCGGGAAUCCGCUCAAACACGCGGUGGAGCUCGUGAGGAGGGCGAAAUCGGAAGCGAGCGGGGAGUACGUGAGGUCUACGAUUGGACGGCGAAAAUUUCCGGUGACGAGGACUUACGAGGUCUCGGAAUUUACGCGGAUGGGGUUCGACAGAGUGGACUACGGCAUAGAGGGGUCUCCACCGACGAGUUAUUACAGCGUGUCACGGGACAGUAAGGGCGAAAUAAUGGGAAUAUUGGUUCCUAUGUGUUUGCCUGAGAAGGCCAUGGAAGUGUUUGAAGAGGAGCUCAGGGUGAUGCUGAAAGGAGAUGCUAAUCUGAGCUGUGAAGAGUUGGGCGAUGGAAAGAGUGAGAUUUUUAUCAAAUCUGAGCUGUGA
Messenger RNA from Striga asiatica, 519 nucleotides. Lineage: Eukaryota; Viridiplantae; Streptophyta; Magnoliopsida; Lamiales; Orobanchaceae. The record is from the annotation of a GenBank genome assembly.